AUGGUGGCUGUGGGGGAAGCGGGUGCCUGCUGCCCACCUGCACAAAAGGGGCUCCGUGCAUGCCGAGCGCCCAUGUGGCAGGGUGGGGAGGGCAUGCCCCCAGCGGCCAGCUGUGCUGGGGAGGAGCACUUGCCUCCAGCCGGCCUCCCGUGCUUGGGGGGGCGCGCCCCACUGGCCACCUGUGUAGCAGAGAUAAUUGCAUCUACAAAUCUCAUAAUUCUACUUGAGGAUGAAAUAUUUGCAGAUUUUUUCAACACAUUUCUUUCUCUCCCAGUCUUUGGACAGAUGCCAUUUUACACUGUUGAAAAUUCACAGUGGAGCUUAUGGCCAGAAAUACCAGAUAAUUUGAUUACCAAGUACAAAGGAUUACUGACCUGGUUGGAAAAGUACAGGUUACCUUUCUUCUGUAAAACCAACUUAUGUUUCCAGUACAUUCUUUGUCAGGAGCUUGUCAACUUCAUUAAAUCCCCAGAGGGAGUCACAAUGAUGCAAUGGAAAAAGGCAGACCAAUGGCUACUUCAGAAAUGUAUUGGAGGGGUCCGGGGAAUGAGACGCUUCUGUGCCUACCUUAAGAGCAGUGCAGGUGAAGAGCUGGUGGAUUUCUGGAUCCUCACUGAGAAGAUCCUGAGCAUAGAUGAGAUGGAUCUGGAAAUGAAAGAUCACUACCUGUCCCUCCUCUUCAUGCUGAAGACCACCCACCUGCAAGAGGGCUCCAAGGUGGUGACUCUGUGCAACAUGAACAUCAAGUCCCUCCUGAACCUCUCCAUCUGGCAUCCAAACCAGUCAACCACCAGGAGAGAGAUCCUCAGCCACAUGCAGAAAAUGGCUCUGUUCAAACUUCAAAGCUACUGGCUUCCCAAUUUUUAUGCCCAUGCCAAAACCAACAUAGCCAAGGAGCAAAAGUGUCAAGGUCUGAUGCAAGAAUUUGAGACUCGUCUUUGCAGUGUUUGCUACUCCCACAUAGGAAACCUCCCUCUGAUCAUGAGCAUCAAGAAACACCACUGCCCUCAAAAGUGGUACUCAAGCAAGAAGAGCAAGAGGAAGAUGUGGCAGUUGAUAGACCAGAGCUCUUGGUCUUUGGAUAUGGAGCUGCCACCUAUUUCUUUGAGGCAAGAUACUACCAGUAUGGCCCUACAGGAGAUGCAUCCUCAGAAGAAGGUUAUAAAACUCUCUUCCAUAACUGUAUCACAUUCAAAAGAUAAAAUUAUUAAUUCCUUGAAGCAUGAUACUUGUACUAGGAAGUCUUUCACAAAGAAGAAAAACAAAAGCCACAUGGAGAUGGAGGGAGUCUUUGAGACUAAGUUCACAACCCACCUGAGAACAGUCACCCCCAUCAUCAAUCACUCUUUCCAGAUGAAGCUGAAGAAGGCUGUUAAGCAAAGCCUCUCCUUGGGGUACACCUCUUGGGCCUUAUGUGCUGACACUUAUGCAGGGAAUCCCUUCAGGGACUACUUGAAGAAGAAGAAUUUGACAAUGGAAACUCUACUCCUGGACCUGUGGCAGGACCUUCACCAUUUUCUCAAUGUCCUAAUGAGUAACAGAAAGAAUGGGAAUGCUGUGUUUCGGCACAUGUUGGGUGACAGAAUUUGUAAGCUCUACCUGAAUGAGCAAAUUGAGUCAUGUUUACCACUCAAAUCUCAAACUAUUCAGGGCCUGAAGAAGCUACUGCCUUUGGGAGAUGUGAAUCCUUGGAUUCCAAGAGCUCAGAAAGAGAUCUGCAAGGUUCUCAGUCCCUGGUAUAACAGAUUCUUGGAUGAAGAAGACUACUGGUUUCUCAUUUUUACGACUCAAAAUAGGUUAACCAAUAUUAAGUGGCAUAAAAAUAAAGAAGAAACCUCAAGCAGAGAAGAGAGCAUUCGUUUGUGUAAGAGGGUUCAGGAAUCUCUGGAGUUAAGCCAGGGUUUGGCUAAUAUGGAGGAAAUGGACUCUUUGCAGUGGCAAAAGAUAGCGAGUGAGGACCUACGACAAGGAGGCUCUCUCCAGGUAGAAGUGACAUCUCCAGUGUUUCUGAAAGAUGUAACAAAAAUGACCUUUGAGGAACUGUGCUACAGAAACCCAAAGAUGGCCAUUGAGAGGAUCAGUGAUGACUACAGAGUGUACUGUGAAAAAGUACCUGGAAUAGAUUUUAUGGUGGAAAUUAUCAAGGCACCAAAAACUUUUGAAUUUGCAAAAAGGAAAUGGUCCUGUAAGAAGGGAGGAGCCAGGAAACCUUCAGUGAGACCCAGAAAUUUAGCAGAAGUUCUCCUAAAUUCACAGCACUUGGACUACUUCAAAGAGUUCCUCAGAGAACGGAAGGCUGACAAUCCAUUGCUAUUCCUGUUAGCCAUACAGAAAAUCAGUGUUGAGACCAAUGAAAAACAUCAAAAAUGUCUCCUUGAUAAUAUUCUCAAGACUUUCUUCCAUGGCAAAGUCUCUGCUGAAGAAGCACUGCAAUGUAGAGCUCCUAUUAUCAAAGAAAUCAGUCAGAUGCGUCAAGUGAGCACAUCAUCAUUGUUAACAGUCCAAGGCUGUGUCAUGAGGUGCCUGGAAGAAAAGUGGUUUAAAGAUUACCAAGAUCUCUUCCCAUUGCAGCCUUCAGAGGGUGAAGCUGAAGCACGAGCUACACCUAGAAAACCAUCAAAGACUGUACAGGAAUCACAGAACAGGGGCUGGCUGAAAAUGUUCAAUUUUAUCAAGAGUUUUUGCAGGUACCGCAGAUGUAUAUCUGAUCCCAUUAAGCGCCAGGAAUUUGAAAACUAUCUUCACACAGAAAUUCACAAUACAAAAGAAAAUUUCCCUUCCCCAGCAAAUACAUCGGGGCGCUCAGUCACGGUCCCUCCUAACGCUCGUAACGCUGAACAGGAGAAUGGAGAACCAGUACUUAUGAAACGCCGGAUACUUGGACACAAGAUCAUCAUUGUCAAUUUUGUGGUUAAUGAUAUAUAUUUCUUUUCUGAAAUGGAAAGAUUUAACCAACUGGUAAGUUCAGCUCAAGUGAUGCACCUUAACCAGGCAUACACUGAGAAUGACUUGAUCCUAAUAAGAUCCAAAGUUUCCAUGAUUGUCAAGCUCUAUCUACAAUCUGAGAUUCCUCCAAAACUCAGGGUUUUGUUCUUGGAAAGUAAAACAAGUUUACUUACAGUCUGUGAAAAAGAAAGAGAAGAUUGA
Elephantulus edwardii (Cape elephant shrew) is the source of this 3147-nucleotide messenger RNA. It is a transcript of the gene RGSL1, whose product is annotated as regulator of G-protein signaling like 1. NCBI's taxonomy places the organism in Eukaryota, Metazoa, Chordata, Mammalia, Macroscelidea, Macroscelididae. The record is from RefSeq and is a predicted model, not a curated record. The transcript is spliced from 18 exons. Bases 1 to 3147 code for a protein of 1048 amino acids.